AUGGCUGGCCUACCCAAUCGUCCGUCUGAUUUCGAUGCCUCGCAUACCGAGCAAGAGAGCAUUCCAAAUGGCACCAGUAGCUCCCUCGCCAACGGGCAACCCACCGAGAACAUCCACAAUAUCAGCACGGAUGUUUUGAUUGUCGGUGGCGGGUUUGGGGGCAUCUAUGGCUUGUACCAAUUUCGCAAAAUGGGGUUGCGGGUGAAGCUCUUCGAAGCUGGCUCGGAUUUUGGCGGCACCUGGUAUUGGAAUCGAUACCCGGGGGCCCGUGUCGACAGCGAGACGCCCUACUACAGCCUCUCCAUCCCCGAGGUCUACAAGAACUGGCAUUUCUCGGAACGCUUUCCAGGUCACCAGGAGCUCCGACGCUACUUCAAGCACAUCGACAAGACCCUGGAUCUGAGUAAAGACGCAUACUUCAACACCGUGGUCGUCGAGGCAAAGUUCUCUACAGACACUGACGAAUGGCACGUCCGUACCGACGACGGCGGCCUUGCAAAGUGCAAGUAUCUCGUGUUGGCCACGGGAUCUUCGUACAAGAAGCAUUAUCCAGACUUCAAAAACAUGGAUAAGUUCAAGGGCCGCCUCAUCCACUCAGCCCUGUAUCCCGAAGAGGGUAUCGACGUCACGGGCAAAAAGGUCGGUGUGAUCGGGUCCGGAGCAACAGGCGUGCAAAUCGUGCAGGAGCUCGCCCGCGAGGACUGUCAGUUGACCACCUUCGUCCGGACUCCGAACCUGGCGCAGCCGAUGCAGCAGCGGAAACUCACCAAGGAAGAGCAGGACAACGCAAAGUCCUUCUACCAAGCUUACUUCCAGUCCGCCAAGGAGUGUCUGAGUGGCUUCCCUUACAACCCGGCUACGAAGACCUUCUUCGAAGCCACGCCGGAGGAACGACUCGAGUACUGGGAGGACUUGUGGCAACGGGGCGGGUUCAGUUUCCUGAUCUCCAACUACCGCGAGUUCCUGACCAACAAGGAAGUGAACCGGGAAUUGUACCAGUUCUGGGCGAAAAAGGUGCGGGCGCGAAUGAAGGAUCCGUUCAAAAAGGACGUGCUGGCGCCGCUCGAACAGGGCCACUGGUUCGGCACGAAACGGCCCUCGCUGGAACAGGACUACUACGAGAUGGUCGACCGCGACAACGUGACGCUGGUGGAUCUCAAAGCCACGCCCAUCGUCGAGUUCACCGAGACAGGCAUCAAGACGACGGACAAGCUGCACGAGUUCGACAUCGUCAUCCUUGCGACCGGAUACGAUUCGGUGACGGGCAGUCUGCUGGACAUUGGACUGGUCGGCACCGACGGCGUGCCCCUGCGCGAGAAAUGGAAGAGCGGAACAUAUACGUAUCUCGGCCUGACCAUCCCCAAGAUGCCCAACAUGUUCAUGGUGUAUUCGCCGCAGGCCCCGACGAGUUUGUCCAACGGACCGCCGAUCAUCGAGAUGCAGAUCGACUGGAUUUGCGCCGCCAUCAGGAAGAUGAAGGAGGAGGGGAUCCGGUAUAUUGAUGCGAAACCGGAGGCGGCCGAGAAGUGGCGCGAGGACAUUCAGAAGAUGAAUGCCACCACGCUGUAUCCGGAGACGAACAGUUGGUAUAUGGGCGCCAACAUCCCCGGCAAGCCUCGUGAACAACUCAUCUAUCUCGCCGGCCUGGACGUGUACAACAAAACCACGAAAGAAGCGCUGAAGACAUGGGACGGGUUUGACGUGGUCAAGAAAUAG
Molecule: messenger RNA, 1716 nt
Organism: Fonsecaea erecta
Lineage: Eukaryota; Fungi; Ascomycota; Eurotiomycetes; Chaetothyriales; Herpotrichiellaceae
Exons: 2
Coding region: 1-1716 (571 amino acids)
Molecular function (GO): oxidoreductase activity
Source: RefSeq, a predicted model, not a curated record